Messenger RNA from Serendipita indica DSM 11827, 3114 nucleotides. Lineage: Eukaryota; Fungi; Basidiomycota; Agaricomycetes; Sebacinales; Serendipitaceae. The record is from the annotation of a GenBank genome assembly.
AUGAGCGAGACGGUCGGCUCAAAACGGGGAAAUGGAAAACAAUCCAAGCAUGGAAAACACUCAAAGAGAGAGAAUAUCCUCUCAUCAUCCACAAAAGCCUCGAAAGAUGGCAAGGCAAAAAAUACAGCAUCUGCAUCUAUAAGCAAAGAUAACAAACCAAAGAAAAUUGGGAACGAGAAGAAAGGGAAUCGAACUGAGACUUCUCAAACCAUCUUAAAGGCUGCCGUUGAAGCCAUGGGUGGCGACCAGAGUGACCUCGACUUGGUGAAGGAUGUCUCCUCAGACGAGGAAAUCAAGCAAGAAGAUCACGAAGAGGAUCCAGCUCUCCGAAAGGAGGUGGCAAACUUCAUAAAGACUCUGGGCUUAUCUAAAAAGUCAAAUGAAGAAGCAUGGGUGGUGGAAGAAGCUACCAAUGACGAGGAAGAGUCACCAAGCUCCCAGGACGAAGGGUCUGAGGCCGAAUCUGAACAGCAGCCUGUGAAACCAUCUUCUCCAACGAAAGACUCGAGUAAGAAAGGCAAAUUUGUUUUUCCACCAACUGCACGAUGGUACGAAGCCCUAGAAGUAUUGGACACCAGCGACCUGGCCGGUCCAUCUGAACACGUUCUGGAGUCGCUCUCUAGUAAAGCCUCAGACCUGCUUGACAACGACACCACUCUCUAUACCCAAAGUUCGCUGUCCACGGGGACAUCAUCCGCCGACGCAGCCUUCCUUUCACGAGUUCUCUCAUCCGGAACACUGUCAGAUCGACUCUCCGCACUCACCCUGAUGGUUCAAGCGUCACCUGUUCACAAUACAAAGGCAUUAGAAGGCCUAAGAUCCUUGGCAAUGAAGAAAGGAGGAAAGGGGGAAGCACUCAAAGCAGUUCGAGCAAUCGUCGAUUGGUGGGUAGGAGGAGGUGCACCAGAUAGGAAGCUAAGGCGGGUUCUUUUGGUCCGCUUAUACCUUCGAGAUCAGCCUUUACUACAUGCAAAGCGCACGGAUUCCCACCUUGUUGUCUGGUACUUUGAAGACUGGUUAAAGAAGUUCUUCUUCACCAUCCUCCAAAUUCUCGAGCCUCUAUCGCUUGAUCCCUUGCCCUAUAUCCGUACUCAAACCAUGGCUCUCAUCGCCCAGCUCCUGGUAAGCAAGCCGGAACAGGAGCAAAACCUAUUGCGGCUGUUGGUUAAUAAGCUGGGAGAUUCGGAACGUGCAGUGGCCUCCAAGGCCUCGUAUCACCUGCAUAAUCUCCUGCAAAUGCAUCCUCAGAUGAAAGGGGUGGUGGUGCGUGAAGUUUCGGCGCUCGUGCUGAAACCACCGUCGAAGCAAGCAUCAACCCCCACCACAAAGCCGGCUACUGGGAACAAACCCGAAAAGAUUGCGAUUAAUGUGCAUGCAAGAUACUAUGCAGUUGUCACGUUCAACCAAAUUGUCCUAUCCUCGAAGACUCAGGCAGAAAAGGAGGUUGCUGCGCGGCUUGUCGAGGUGUACUUUCAGCUAUUCCGAAGCAUACUUGGGGAGAGAGACAAGUCGGGCGAUAUCGGAGAGGACAAAGAUGAAGGGGACACAAAGGAUGGAAAGGGUCGAGAGGAAAGGCGCAAGCUGCGGGAGAAGGACAAGCUAAGACAACGGAAACAAAACAAGCCGUCACAAAAGUCAGGAGACGGCCUAGCAGAUGCUGCUGCCGAUGCAGACUCCAAGAUCACCUCUGCCAUCCUUACCGGCGUGAACCGUGCUUUGCCUUUUGCAGGAAUUGACAAUGCUGCGUUGGAUCGUCACAUGGACACCCUUUUCCGUAUCACACACGAAGCCAGCUUCAACGUUUCCAUCCAGGCCCUUGUGCUCAUUCAGCGCGUAUCAGAGACACGCCCGAGUGUGCAAACACGCUACCUUCGAACCCUCUAUGCCUCCCUUCUCGAUCACCGAUUAGCGACAUCGUCCAAACAGGCGAUGUAUCUAAACCUCUUGUUCAAGUCGUUGAAGCUGGACAACGAUUUGCAAAGAGUAAAGGCUUUCGUUAAGCGAUUCUUGCAAGCGCUUCUAAGUGGCCCGGGCUAUGAACCAAGCUUCAUAUGCGGCGGCCUCUUCUUGUUGGGCGAGUUGUUCACUGUAACACCCGGUCUACGAUUGGCGAUCACCAAGCGUUCUGCAGACACAGAGGCUUAUGACCCAAGGAAGCGUGAACCAGAAUACAGUGGCGCAGGCACCACCUGUUUCUGGGAACUGACAGCCUUGUCUCAUCACUAUCAUCCUUCUGUCUCGCUGCAUGCCAGGCAACUACUCGAAGGUAUACCGCUAACUGCGAACGCCGACUUGGCGCUCAACACUCUGUCCCACUUCCUUGAUCUCUUUGUCUACAAAAAUCCCAAGAAACCAAAGCCUCGUGGUGCUAGUGCUAUGCAGCCUGCCGCUGCUCUUACUACUGACGGGAAUGCCACCGUUCGGAUGAUCAAAGGUAUGGGAACUGAGACUGUUGGCUCAAAGGGAACUGUCAACGAAGAGGACUUCUGGAGACGGAAAGUAGAAGAUGUUCCAGUCAACCAACUGUUCUUCCAUAAAUUCUUCAAUCAGCGACAGGCACGAAGCCAGCUCAAGAAGGACAAAAUCGAGAAACGAAGGCGUAGAGGAAGUGACGACGAAAAUGGGGAACCCGAGGAAAGUGAUCACGAAGCCGGAAGUGACGAGAGUGAACUCGACGAGGAAGAAGUUUGGAAGGCAAUGAAACGAAGUUUACCAACUGCAGAUGCGAUCGACAUCGACAGUGAUGACAGUGAAGGGUUGCCAGACCCAGAAGAGAGUCACUCCGAGGUCGACGUCGACUCACAAUCAGAAGAUAAAGAGGGCUCUGAUGCAUCCAACGAUCAAGAGAGCGAACAAGAUGAACCAUUUGACCUAGGAGAGGACGCAGACGAUAUACUAGACUCCGACGCUGAAGCUCCCGAUGGACUUCUGCAUUUUGGUUCCGAUGAAGAGGAAGAGUGGGGAGGGAUCAAUUCAACCGUUCUCGGAAAGAGGAAAGGAGGAGAACAGCAUGGCGGGGUGAAGAAGAAGAGACGGCUUAAGGACCUCCCGCUAUUUGCUUCGAUGGAGGACUACGAAAAAUUGAUCGACGCGGAGCCAGAAGACAACAUUUAG